CCAAACAACUGAAGAACUUUGCGUAUGUUCCACGGCAAAAUCGGCUCUAUCGACGCACUCUAUAAGAAACCAUCGGAAAAUAGACAUUCAUUGGCCUCGAAUGUUUUUUAAGGUUCCCUGGGUCCUAGAGCCGUAGUCCCGUAGUGCGGAUCUAGAAGCCCACGAGAAAGGGUAUCUCGAUUAUUUUUCGAUAUGGUUUAGUCGGUGUAGUUUCUAGCACGUUGUUUGUUGUUCAGUUGUUAUUUUUUGUUUUUUACUUUUUGUUGUAUUUUUGAUUUUUAAGAAGUUUCAUGGAGGCAGAACUGGAAAAUGGUAAAAGUUCCGAAGGCGGAAGUGCCAGCCAAGUAGGGUCAGAAGCGAGUUUCGGCCUUCGAAGGGGCAAAUGUAAAUGGUUCAAUGUGGCAAAAGGUUGGGGAUUCAUCACGCCAGAUGACGGAGGGCAAGACGUUUUCGUACAUCAGAGUGUUAUACAGAUGAACGGAUUUCGUUCCCUAGGGGAUGAAGAAGAGGUCGAAUUCGAAUGCCAAAUAUCAGACAAAGGACUUGAAGCUACAAAAGUCACAGGACCACAAAAUGUAGAUUGUAGAGGCUCUCACAGAAGACCUGUGUCGAAAAAACGGUUUAGAAAAAUACGAUGUUAUAACUGUGGAGAAUUCGCCAACCACAUCGCUGCCAAAUGUCAACUGGGUCCUCAACCAAAGCGUUGCCACAACUGCAAGAGCGAAGACCAUCUUAUCGCCGAUUGCCCGACGAAGGUGGAACGGCCGUCUAAGCCGGGGGGUGGCGCCGACGGUGACGCUUCUGGUGGCGAACAAAACGGAAAUGGCACUUCACCACCCGCGUCAACCUCAAACGAUGCCGGUGGCGCCACCUCGGAGCCGCCAGCGAAAGCCAAGCAAGGAAAGGAGUAGUUAAAACAGAGAACGUAGCCUAUUCUAAAUGUAUUGAAUGUACGUAGGAGAUAUGUUGGUCGCCAUUUUUAAUCCAAACUUAUUUUUUAUUUCUUUUUUCGGCACUACUGUUUAAAAUAUGGAGAUACAUAUUAAGGAAAUAUUUUUCUUAAUUGUUUCAAUUUUUGUUGCGAUUUAUUUUACUUAAUAUUCGUGAUUUGUGUGUAAUUUAUAUUUUUUCAAUUUAAAAAUGGUGGUAUAUUUCUCCUACUAGUUACCGUGUGUGUUCAGUUUUAUGGUGUUCCAACGUUAGGUGUCACUACAUACACAGUUUUCAAAAUAUUUCUAAUACUUGGUGUUUAAAAAAAUCAUGUAGGAAGUUCCAAAUUCCAACUAUUCUAAAACUUUUUGCUACCUACUUAGGUAUGAAUAUUUCUGGGCGAUAUUUGAGAGAUAGUAAAAUAAAAGUUGGGUAGAUUAGCUUAAUAUCUACACUCAGAUAAAUGUUUUAUUAGAGGGUGAUUGGAAUGUAAAUACUGCUGCUAGCCGUUCAGUAAUAAAAGUGACUUUCUAAAUACUAAACAGAACCGAAUCCUGAAGCUAAUGUUCAACUGAAACUUCUUCUUUUUGUGUAGACAUGACUCUGUUUUUAAUUUGCCUCCAGUAAGUUGUCUUUCCAUCGUUUUCGUGGUCUUCCCACUGAUCGUCUUUCUACACUCAGAUGCAAAAAAAACGCAACGGAGAAAAUUUUUCGUCAAAUUCAAAGUAUUUCAGUUUUUUUAUUUUUAGCCCUAUUUUGAUGAUUGUGUAAAAAUUUAUAAAUUUUAAUUUGGAAUAGUGAGUUUGUUAAUAAAUUUUGUAUUUGACUUAUUAUACGGGGUUAAUUGAAAGGUGAUAUUUUGUCUUAGCUUUGAAACAUUUUGUGGAAUAAUUCCGUAAGCGGAUUUUCGUAUAACCUUGUUUUUCGGUUGCAACCAUGCAGGGUUGGCAUAGAAUUUCCCCAUCUUAUAAAACCCAGCGGGUUUUUUCGGGUUUUUUCAAUUGAUAAAACCCACUAUUAUUGGGUUUUUUGGGGUUUUUUCAAAAAUAGCAAAUUUUCAGUUGAAUGAACGUCAUAUUUAUUUCUGAAUAAAAACAAAAACUAGCAUAAAUAUCAUGAAGUAAGUACCUAGUAGGUGAAUACAAAACGAGAGAAACUGAAACUAAACUAAUAAAACACUUAUUUUAAACAUGGUAUAUAGACAAAUAAAAAAAAUAAACAAGUUUCUUGUUAAACAAAGCAUCAGCAAAGCAUAUUAGUUAUCAGGAAAAUCAGAAUCUGUAUUUUUGUCACAUUCCCAAUUCCCAUUCGUUAUUCGUUAGACUCGGUCGAGGACGAGGACUCGGUUCUUAAAUGAUUAUAUAUAUUUUUACCAAGUUUGCAGCUCUAUCGGCACCUAAUCUGUUGCGAAGCUUAGUCCAUAUUAAUCCAUAUGAAGAAAAAAUCCGCUCAAUAGAUGCAGAUGAAGCUGGACAUGAGAACAAAGAUAACAUAUAAAUUCAAAAUUCAUAUGAUAUUUUAUUUGUUUUUUUUAUUUUUUAUUGAUGUCAGCUUCCACCAUUUCUUUGUUGAGAAUUUUUUGACAAGUUCUUCUUUGAAAAGUGGUGCGGGGAACAUAUCUGUAUCCUUAAUCUUGAAUGAUAACAUCACUGCCAAAAACUCAUCAGAAAGAUUCGAUGCAACCCAUUGUUCGACUGUUUCCUCUUCUUCCCCUGUAAGUCGUCUUCUCAUGUAUUUGUGAUCCAUAGUAUUUGCAAAAAGGUGAAAUGGUUGAAUGGCAAAGUCAUAUCUCUUUUUUAUUUCUUGUCUGUAUGACAGUAACAAAUCAUGGUCGAGGGCAUCUUUCCAUAUUUCUACUGCAUCAGAAAUGUUUACAGAAUCGCUUUGGAAUCUGUCUAGAGCUUUCACAAUAACGGCAAGUUGUUUUUGCAAAUACAGAGCCUCUCUAUAUAUGGCGACAUUAUCUAAUAUUUUGGAGAUAUUUUUAUCAAAUUCUUGCUCCUUCUCUGUCCUAAUUUCAACAUAUAUGUGAUAGUUGCUUAUGAAUUGCUGACAUUGUCAAGUUGCUUUAUUUUGUAAGCAUAUUUUUUAUUUUAUUAUUUUUGCAAUAAAAUUCAUAAUUUUUGUAAAACUUUUGAUAGAGCAUAAACUAUAUAUCAAAUCUAAAUAAAAAAACUGAAAAUCCCCAAAAAAACCCCGAAAAAACCCUAAAAAACCCAAUAAAAAACCCGUCGGGUUGGGCUUUAAAAAAAACCCGGGUUUUUUCCAACCCUGCAACCAUGCCUUCUAAGUAUUAUGUUUUUUGUUUCAUGAAAAUAUGGAUUGGUUCAUUUUUAGGAGCGAAAUGACUUUGCCAACCACAAUUUACGACUUUUUUACUAAUUUGUAAUACGACGAUGGGGGCUUGUGACGACAUGUACCACAGAUUGAGAACCGUUGCCAUAGAGUGUUUUCGAAGGGUUUUCAUCUCCGCUGUUUCGAGAGAUCUUUUUGUCCUCUCUGUGUCAAGUCAUGUGUCUGCCGCGUACGUCAUUAUUGGUCUGAUGACUGAUAUGCAAAUUCUUCCCAUUUCUUCUCCGAUAUUUUUAUUUCUCCAUAUUUUUUCAUUCAGACAUCCUACAGCUCUGUUUGCUCUAUUCACUUAUUUUUUCAUUUCUGUUUCGAGCUUUCCAUAGCUAGGUGGUGUGAUGCCUAGAUAUUUAAACUUCAUCACUUGUUCUAUUAUCUGACCCUCCAGCUCUAAUUUACAUCUUAGAAAAUUUGCUAUUAUAACCGUGUAUUUUGUCUUUUUUGGGGAAAUUAACAUGUUAACUUUUCAUGUAACUUAGAUUAUAUAGAUGUACGUAACUAAGAAGAUUACGCCCUGUAUUUCUCUUAACUAUAAUCGUGUAUCCUGUGUAGGAUCUAGAUCUAUUAAGACGUGCUUCACUACGUCUCUAUAUUGAAAGAUGAUCAGUAUUUACAAUUCAAAAACUCCAUUUUAAUAUUUUUCGAGUAUACCAACUAAAUAAAAAAUCAAAAGAUAUUAAAUUAGGUAUAAUACCUACCAUUUUACAUAAGACCCAAAAAUCUUUUGAACAUGAAUCGUAUAUUUCUGAUGGGAUUACCAUUAUAAAUAUCGUGAAUAUACGAAGUGCAAUCCAAUAACACCAUGGAGAUUACCAUUCAAGAUUUUCAUCUUGUGUGGUAAAGCAGAACUAUCGAAUUUACAUAUCGUGCUGUGAAAAAAUUUUGCUGAAGCAAAAAAGGCUUAAUUUCUUUCUUUGGUAAUAAUACGAGAAACAUUCUAAAAUAUAUGUAGGUUUUUCUACUUUUUAAGUAUCAAGAAUAAAUAAUUUUUUUAGGAAAUAUUUAGGUGUUUACAGGGAGUAACAAAAAGGCAGCUCAUAAAUUAAAUAACAUUCUGGGAUCACAAAUAGUUCGAUUGAGCCUACAUAACUUACCUUAGUGCAUAAAAAGUUCAAUCAAAAAUCUCUGAGAGUUUUCGAUAUAUUGGAAAAAUCAAUUUUCAUUUUGUAACUUCAAAGGGCUGUAACUUUUUUAUGUGCAUGUUUGUACUAAGGUAAAUUAGGUUCAAUCGAACUAUUUUUGGUCCGAGAAUAUGUGAAUUAAUUUAUGACCUGUUUUUUGUUACACCCUGUAUAGACCAGGAAGGAUCUGUUUUUAGGUGGAUGUGAGAGGUGGCAUUCGGAUUUUUGCGAAUAAAGUAAGGUGAUAACUUCGUUAAUAAUAAUUGACUCCUUCUCAAAUAUGCCCUGAACAUUAAUAAAAAAAAUAAAUUAUUUAAAAAUUUCAAAAAAUUUCGUUUUUUUUUCUACUUUCUUUGCUUAUAACUUUAAAACGAUUCAUUUUGGAACAAAGUCGUAUGGAAAUAAAACAAAGAUAAUUAAACUUUCUAUCAGCUACGAUUGGUUAAAAAUGUCUUAAUUUAACACCCUUGCUGCAAAAUAGCAAUAAAUAUAAAAUAAGGGGACAAAAUCCUGUCCUUAUUCAAUGGUUUUCCGUUACUUAGGUUACACUUGGAACCUUCCUAAUUCGCUUAGAAAAUUUUUGUAAUGUGCUAAAACCGUCCACCAAAUUUCAUUAAAAUUGACUUACUGGAUUUUGCAUAAUAAUUUUGCAAUCUAAACUUAAAAAAAAAAAUUAAAAUUUUUUAAAAUCUUGCACAACAAAAACUAGAACAUACAAAGAUUUGUCAAUUUUUUUACAUAUAAAGAAGCACUCCACCUAUCUAAUGCACUUUACAGAAUUGAAAUCGGAUUAUUUAAGCAGCCUCAGCAAUGUUUUAAAGUUAUAAACAAUUUUUUGGCUUAUAAACAAAUUAGUGCUGUGUCCAGGAGGGGGUGUCCUUGGGGUUACCCAAGUUUUUUUAUGUAUUUUGACCCGUAGAACACGAAUUUUUUGGGUAAAAGUUGAUCCGGAUGUCGAUAAGAUUGUUAUAAACAAAGAACUUGAGGAAUUACAUAACAUCGAUUAUUCGCAAAAUAAAACAUUUUUUUGUAUUUCUUGGGUAAUUCUAAGCAAAAAAUGUUCCUACAAGUUUUUUCGUAGGAUGCAUAGUUUUCGAGAUAAACGCGGUAGAACAUUCAAAAAAUCGAAAAAUUGCAAUUUUUGAACGAGAAUAACUUUUGAUUAAAAAAUAAAAUAGCAAUUCUGCUGACAGCAUUUGAAAAUUUAAGUCAAAUUAUACCGGUUUUAAUUAUUUGCAUUGCUAAAAAUAAAUUUUUUUAUUAUUAAACAAAGCUAUUUGUUUAUAAGCCAAAAUUUUUUUUGUAAUUUUAAACCUUAAACUUUAAACCUAAGGCCCCUUAAAUAACCCGAUUUUAAUUCUGUAAAGUGUAUUAGAUAGGUAGAGCACCUCUUUAUAUGUAAAAAAAUUAGUCAACUUCUAAAUGGUCUACUUUUUGUUCAGAAAGAUUUUAAAAAAUUUGAACCUUUUUGAAAACAUAUACAUUGCAAAUUAAUUAUGCAAAAUAUAUUAGGUCGAUUUUAAUGAAAUUUGGUAGACCAUUUAAGUAAGUUAUAAGAAUUUUCUAAGCGAAUUACUAAGGUUCUAAGUGCCACCAAAGUGUUUAAGAAACAUUGAAUAACAACAGACGUAUUUUGCCCUCUUAUUUUGUAUUUAUUGCUAUAUUGCAGAAAAGGUAAUACCUUAAGACAUUUUUGACCAGUCGUUUAUCAUACAAAAUUCAAUUACCUUUAUUUUAUUUCUGUACGACUUUGUUCCAAAACGAACCUUUUUAAAGUUAUAAGCAAAGAAAGCAGAAAAAAUAGAUGUUUUUCGAAAUUUUUAAAUAUUUUAAUUUUUUUAUUAAUGUUCCGGGCAUAUUUGAGAAGGAGCAUAAGUCAAUUAUUAUUACUGAAGGUGUCACCUAACUUUAUCUGCAAAAAUCCGAAUGCCACCUCUCACAUCCAAAAAUACACGUUUUUUUACAGAUUAGUCCUGGUCUAGUAGUAUAGCUAGUUUUAAACGCAGUGGCCAGAAUUUCUCGCAACAGUAGGGCCUUACCCACGGGCGCCCAUAUAAAAAUUUUUAGGUGGGGGGACAGACGUGAAGAUGUUGCACAUUAUAAUAUUAUGUAUACUUUGGAUAACUAUAUAUAGUUCAAAGCACCCGAAAAGAAAGGGAGGGGGCACGGCUCCCCCUACCUAUGGGUAUGGGCGCCCAUGGCCUAACCGAACGAAGCAGUUGUGUUCGAAAAAAUAGUUAUUUAUAAUAUUUGGCAAAUUAUUAAAGAUAUAUGUACAAAAUAGACACAAUGCAGAGUUACAAACCUUAUAAAGUAGAAUACCUACAAAUACUGUAAAUUUGUAAUUUUGGAAAAAAAAUGUAUAUUUUUUCAUAUGCCAUAUAACUUAAGAUUAGUUUUAAGGUUUGACGUAGUACGACACCAUCGUUUCUUAAGGCGCAAAUUCAAAAUUUGUACAAUCUUCUGGACAAGGUAAAAUAUUCUGGACGCUAUUUGUUAUUCUUAUUAUCAGUUUCUUAUACAAAUUAAAAUGACAGAUUGUAAUAUAACUUAACAACAGAUUUAACCUUAGUAUAUAGAAAAUCCAUAAGUCUAAAAACCAGUGAUAACACAUCAAGACCAAUUGAAAUACAACGAGGUGUCAGACAGGGUUGUGUGAUAUCACUGAUACGUCUACUCUGAGGUAACAUUUGCGAACGUUUUAUCGCACUCUUAGAAGGAAUCAGGAUAAAAGGUCAAAGAGUAAAUAACAUCCGCUAUGCAGAUGACACUGUUUUAAUACCAUACACCAUAGUCUCCAGAUACUGUUAAAUAGGGUUAAACCUUGAUUACACGUAACGAGUAUUGUAGCGAGACAGUGUUCACGGCCGAGUGCUCGUUUGGUAUCAACAUAUUAACGAGUACUUGGCCGAGCACUAGAUCCAAUCAUAUGGCGAGACAGUUACUCGGAUCUUGUUCUAUUUACUAGGCCGAGUCUUCGACCUCCCACCCUUCAAUCGAAUACUCGCCAAUCCACUCGGGAUGUGUAAACAACACUCGCAGUGUAAUUGUGCAUAUUACCACUGCAUUAGAGGAGACGACUUGUGUUAAUCAAUGUGAUUUGUGAUUCUCAAAAAUAGCUAACAAAUAGAAUUCAGAAAGGACAAUGAAGUUUAGUUCAAUUCUAUAGAUGCUUAGAUGCUCUAGAUUACACCCGUGCUUAUGAAAUUUCAAAUCUUUGGAGUAUAAAAAUAAACAAAAGCGUGAUGCAGCAUAUGUAUUGAUUGUAGAAGAAAUAAAUAUUGUUGGUUUUAAAACUCAAGAAGCCAAAUAAAAUAAAAAAUUUAAAUUUGACAUAUAGACAAGAAAUAAAAAAAUCAAUGAAUCGAAGAAAUCGGGAGCAGCGAGAUUUGGUCUUCUUAAAAUCCAUUAUCUAUAGUCCAAAGACGCUUAUCUCCUUCUCAUAAUAUAUCCGUAAAUUCGUGUAUAAGCAGUGGUAUAAGCCGUUUGAUAUAUUUUUAAUGUUAGCUUUACGAUCCAUAAGUACACUACUCCUUGUCUUUGUGAAUCGAAACUGAACUGACUCGCCUCCAAAUUCAAAAAUUUCCAAAUACGUAUAAACCAUCUCUCGCCCUCACCACUGUCUCGGCCUAGUAACAGUUUACUGUCUCGCCACUGUAUUCGUUACGUGUAAUCAAGCCAUUACUGAGAGUUGUCAAAAAAUGGGGAUGAAGAUCAAUACUGCGAAAACCAAAGUUAUGAAAAUAUACCUAAUGGAACAAAAAUUUACCCCUUCCAACAUAAUAUGUGAACCAUCAAAAGCUUGAAUACGUAAAUCAAUACAAAUAUCUUGCCUGGUGGUUCUAAAAUCAACUUGAUUAUAACCAAGAAGUAAGAACGAGAAAAGAAGUGGUCCGACAAGGCUUUAAAAAAAAUGAAAAGCUUCUUUUGUAACAGUAGCAUUACUAUCAGUCUCAGAUGUCGUUUUCUGUAUUGCUAUGUAUGGUCAAUACAUAAUAUGUCGUUUUCUGUAUUGCUAUGUAUGGUCAAUACUUUUGUAUCGAACGGAGGCCUGGACACUGAACAUAACACUGGUGAAUAAGUUAGAAGCCUUUAAACUCUGGCUAUACCUAGAAGAAUCUUGAAAAUACCUUGGACAACCCACACCACCAACGAAAAUGUUGUGAGUAGAAUAGGUUCAGAUAGGGGGCUGCUAAAGAUCGUAAAAGGUAGAAAAGUUAGUUACCUGGGACACGUAAUGAGAAAUGAAAAGUACCGGAAAGGAGACAGCACCGCAAGAAGAAGAAGACAUCAUUUAACUUUUUGGGAAAUUCUAAAAUUUAUUAAGCAGUAAAUGGAAAUGAUUCGGGACCUUAAAUUUCUAUUCCUUAAACCGGGAUAUUCCUAUAAUCGAAAUUGGUAAUAAUGGCUUAGAUAGUAAUGGUAGCCACUACAAAAUUUAGCUAUUAGACUUUGUUUUUAUUCGCUAUGAGCUUCGCUGGUAUCGCCACCUACCUAGCGGUUUACUAGUAUCACUUUCGCUGGAAAUUUAAACAGAAAAGUGUUGCCUAUCUUCUGUGAUCGAGUUUCGCUGGUAUCGCCACCUAGCUGAUGACUAGUACUGUUUCGGCCGGAAAUUUAAAGAGGAAAGGAGAAAAUCAAAAAAUACUAAUUUGUUUCAAACUUAUUAUUUAAUUCUUACCAUGUAAUAUUUACAACGUAACGAAGUAAUUGGAUUGUAAUCGAUAAUUAACACGUUGACGGACAGUGCGUCAAAUGUAUAAGCAAGUGUUGUGACCCUAUAUGUAUUUUGCAAAGUAGAAUAUAAUAGGGAAAAAUGCAAUGUCUAUAGACGUUGUGUCACAUUAUAUCAAUGGAAAUUAGACGUCUAUGGACGUUCUGUCCGUCAACGUGUUAAGAUCAGUAAGAACAGAAUUUAUUAUUCAUUAUCACUAUUUUUAAGAUUUUGCUUAUCGUUUUAAAGUUUAUAUUGACAGCUAAUAUUAGAAAACAUUUAUUCCGCAAAAAAGUAUAAUAAUUUUUAAUAUAAUUACAGUAUAAUACUUAGGUACUUAAAAAUUAAAUUAUGCACUUAUUGCACUUAAACAAAUAAUUAAGAGCGUAAACGUAAAAUUUCGAGAUACCGCUUUUUAAAUGUAUUAAUUUUUUUUUCGAAUCCUGAGAAAACUAAUAAGCAUUAUUGAAAAAUUUAAACACAGAAUGAAAGAUUACAUUAUUAUCGAGGGUCAAAAGUCCCUGAAAACUUACGUUUAUUUUAAUCGGUUACCGGGGUGAAAAAAAGAGAAAAUUUAGUGUGAUUUUUAAUUUCAAAUAUCUCAUUCAAAAGAAACUUUUUGUUUAUUCGAAGGAACUUUCAGCCCUCGCAAAUAAUGUAACUUCAUGCUUAGCGACAGGAAACCUGGAAUACACAGUUACUAUAUUUAUUGUAAGCAGUAUUUUGGCAAUUUUGAAUACAACAGCUUUCGUGAGCCAUUUCAUAAAAAUUAUAUGCAACUUUUAAUUCAGCAGAACGUCAAAUUUCCAACAAAAGUUCACUGACUUGUCACUACUGGCGCUCGCGAACUUUUAAUUAUUCCUUCUACCUAAGAGCUCAUAGCGGAUAGUCUGUUAACAGAAUCGCAAUUAAUUCACUUUAGGGUCAUAUAUUUGGCCCACGCCCCUUAAACAAUAACUAAUAUAUGUGAAACAGAAUUCAUACAGCUACAAAUUUGUAAAUCUAUCCGAUAAACGGUAGUGUUCACAAAAUUUUACCUUGCUGAAUAUUCGACAUCACAUAAGGUAGUUCUACAGCCCUAAAAGACCUAUUUUUAGAAGACCGUAUGUGAUCAAAAUUCUUAUUUAUUUCAUUUCUGGUUAUAUGUUUUAAAUUAUUUGUUUAUAUUUUUAUUGAAAUUAUGAAAACAUUAUUUAUUUUGGACGUAUUUUAUUGACAGUUUUUAUUUUCUAAUUUUAUGUAAAUUUUUUACUUUGACGGAGAUAUUUUUCGUAGAGUGAGGCUACACUGCAACAUUCUUUUCACAAUGGCGUCGACUACAAACGAAAAAUUAAGGGCACCUACGUUAAAUAAGAAAUACACCAUUUGUUUUUAGUCAUGUAUGUUCAACUUUUCGAAUUUAAUUUCUAGGUUUAAGUUUACCUGAACUACCCAAAGUAGCAGGACUGUAACGAUCUACCUCAUUUUUGUAAAGAUAUUAUUUUUACUGAUUACUUUUUAGGGAGUUAACCUUAGUAUAGGAUUUUUCUUAAUAAGUCCGUUUCAUGUCGUCGAUUAGCGGGUUUAAUUGUAUCUUAUCACGACUCUGCAGCGCUGUCAGCAGUGCCAAAAGUAGGAGAAUAUUGGAAAUUUGCACUUUUCCAAAAACAAAGUUUUGUUCAUUUCAGGUGACAGUGUACAACAAAAAUCAUUAUUAUAGAAAAAUAUUCUGAAAUUUCAGGUACUUCUUGCUUUUUCAUCUUUUGGAUGUCUAGAAUUUUUUAAUCCUCAUAUUUUCUUUGCUACCCUUUAAAACAUUUUUAAAAUUUUUUGUUGGUUUUUUAUACAAAUAAACAAAAUUUAUGAGCUAUAGCUAUAGACAAAAACAAAGAAAAAUAAUUAAAAUUAAAUUGUUUUAAUAUGACAUAGGUCACCCCUUGGCUUUUAUAUAUUAUGUAUUUAAAUAUAUUUUAAUGCGUUUUACAUAGAAUUAGCAAGUUUUUUAAAGUUGUGUCUGAUUAUGUUUUUGUGAAAAUAUACCUAACACAUGAAGUAUAAUAGAAUAUUACAUAGUGGUUAUAAAGUACCUAGUUUAUAGGUUAUACAUUCGUGGUCUGUACUAUACAAUAUACAAGAUAAAUAAAACGUCCUAUUAGAGGUAAAACUCACUAAGUGCACUUUUUUGAGAAUUUGACAUUUUCAUCAAUUUCAACUAAAUACGGUACUGCCCAGCCCUCGAGAACUCUAACCAUUCACCUGGGGCUCUAACCCUUCUAAUUGCUAAGAUAAUUUGUGGUACAAUUCACUAAGUGCAUUACUGUGAAUUUCGAUUUCAGAGCAAAACUCAUUAAACCGUAUUAUUGCACUUAGUGAAUUUUUCCUUACAAUCUGGAAUGCCGAAUCGGUACUUAAUGAUCUUUUAAACAAUACCUACAUUAGCUAACAAUCUAUUUUGUGAUUAAGCAGGCGACUUGUGUGUUACAUUGUAUUGUUGAAACUGUACAUUAUAUUUGUGUUCAUUAUCUGUUCAGUGAUUGAUUAAAAAAAUAUGAGCUUAAAUUUCUUUGUAACAGUGAUAGCUUAUAUAAAGGGUACCUAACAUAAUCUAUUUUGCGAUUAAGCAGGCGACUUUUGUGGCUGUCAUAAAUGCCGAAAGAAUUGCAUUUAUUUUCGAAGAACGAAACUUAUUGUUCAUUUUUUAAAUAAUAAGACUGUUAUUUCUGAUAGUUCGUUUGUUGUAAGUCAGCGAAAUUUUAUGGAGACAAAUUCAUUAACUUCUCAAUAUCCAAUAAUUGUGUUCAAGGAAAAACUCAUCAAGUACAAAGUGUAGUUAGUGAGUUUUACCUCUAAUAGGAUAUCAAUAUCCAAUAAUUGUGUUCAUGGAAAAACUCAUCAAGUACAAAAAUUUAUCGAAUAUUGAUUGUAUCAUAGUUCCUGUGACGAAAUAUGGCUUAAAAUAUUUGUUUUUAUUUAUUCAUUAAAGUUGCAUUACUUUCUUUCUUCCCUUCCUUAUACCCUUUCAGGUGUGGGAUAAAGUUGCAUUACAAAAAUUCCAAUAUUCGAGUCAGGUGAAUUUAAAAAAUAAUUUGUACUUUUAAAUCGAUUUUUCUCAACUUUCUGAAAAGUGUAGUUAGUGAGUUUUACCUCUAAUAGGACGAAAUAUACCAUAUACAAUAAGAUUCAAUAAACAAUACAGGUACAAUAAACAAAAAAAAAUGUUGUUCUGAAGCUAUUUCCUUGUGGUAUUUUUAUAAUUAACUAUUUUGAUUGGGAAUAUUUUAUAUUUUGACAACGACAUCCGAUUUGGGCGUCGAAACGUUAAUAAAAUUAGUUUUUCAAUUUAAUUAUGGCUUAUUUGGCGAAAGGAUUAUGAAACAAAAUCAGCUCUUCAGUUUUUUCACAGAAUUUUUUUAAGUUAAGAGAAAAUACCACGUUUCCAUUCAGCCCCGUAUAAUGCCAUCUAAGCAAUUUUUUUGUUACUGGAAUAAUAACCAACAAUAUCAAUACGUUUACCUACAAACUGAUGCAAGAAUCUUGAAAAUCAAUUGAAUACAAAUAAUAAUAAAGGUAUAAAUUAUCAAACUUAAUCAAAAAUUUUUAGUAGCGGAAUUUUGUUAUUGAUUGUGUGAGACGGACUUAGUAGGAAAAAUAAAAAAAUAACAAAGUUCCAUUUUUUCUAACGUGUACCUGAAAUGUGGAGUGGACCAUUUCGUACAAGAAAUUUUUGAAAUAAGCUAAUAACUAUUAAAUAUUUAGUUGUUUUCAAAAUAUAGUUUUUAUACGAUUACUUAAUCAAUCGGAAAUACCAGAAUCAUGCUACAAAAUGUACAAAUUUGUAAUAAACUGGCUAUUAAACAUGCAGUGUAUCUCACAUCUCGUCAGUUUGGUGUUGUAGGACAUAAUAAUAAAGACUUUUUAUUCAUUUGGUAUGUAAAACAAAUAAGCAUAUAGUUACAGCACAUUGAAGAAUAUAGAACAAAAGCAAAAAAGUUAAACCCUAUUGGGAUAACAUCUGGCGAAGUCUAGCUAAAGCUACUCUUACUUAACUAAAUGUUAAUCAACGACAUUUGACAGAAGAAUUUUUUUCGAUUUGUUUAUAAUUACACAUACUUAUAAUUCGUCUACUAAUUGAUUCCAUUAUACACAAUAAAAUUGUCAAUUGUCUUCAUUUUCUUUAUUAACUUGCGUUAAGUAUAUCGGCAAUAAAUUACAUUCGAUGCCCAGCCAAUGAGAAUGAGAAGCAAGUUCCUUUACAAACGUCCGUAUCCAUGUUAUACUUUUUUCAAUUUUGGACCCCAUCGAAUACCUGUAAAGAAGAUUAGCUCGAAACGAUUCUUGGGUAUACUGAUGAUUAUGAUGAUUCAUGAAUUAGACUGCCAUGAAACUCAAUCAUAGUAUUCCCUUCUCAUGGCUCAUUACUGCACCAUAAAAGGUAUUGGCCUCGAUGUAUAGUGCUAACCUAGCACUAUUUGUUUUAAAUUGCAAUAGCUCUAGAUUUUCAGUUGAAGUUACACUGUAUGUUUAAUUGUAAUAAGUGUGUAAGUUUAUAAAAUAAUAUAUAGAUUCCUACAAUGUUCCUACUUCAUGCAUCUAUUCUGGUAACGAUAUUUCAAGUGUCUAUAAAAUUAGAGAACCUAGUACAAUUUUUUCAAAUAAAAGUCUUUACCUUCUAGGUUUGACCACGAUAGGUAUAUAAAUGAAAAGCAGGAUCUGUGGCAAAUGUUCAUCCUAGUACUACGUGUGAAGGGCGCUUACUAGUACUAUGUAAGAUACUAGGAAUAAAGCAGGAUAAGCACCUCCAUGAACAUUUUCACCUUCAGCCAAAGACCAGGGUAAUAGACUCAUUACAUUAUUGGCAAAAGAUUGACGCAAUAAUUAAUCACCUUUUGCCAGGAGAUACCUUGUGGUAUCCCCUGGCGUUUCCCCACCGUUCUAUAUCUGCGAUGGAACUUAUACAUAGGUAUGGUCUACUAUGUUUCUAUUACAAUCAUACCUAGUAAGUAAAGAUUUUUAUACAUAUUUCGUUAUUGUGCAAAAAUGUAAUACUAGGUUAUUUUUAGUACUUAUCAUUACAAUAGUUUAAAACGCUUUUAAGUUGAUACAUUUGAAAACUUAUGUUAGUUUGGAAUGACAGCUUUAUUACCUCUUCGGUUGUAUUUAUAUAGACUUAAAUUUAUAACAAUAGACUGAUUUUUCCUCAGGGAUGUGUAUAUGUUUAAGGGAGCAGGUUAGUUUUGGAUUUUUUCCACUGGCCCCACAUCGUAGUUCCUCAGGGAUAUACAACAAUGUCUACCAAACCAAAUACAAACUUUUAUUAUUCCAAAUGUACGUAAUAUAGGGUAGUUUGCAAA
Diabrotica virgifera virgifera (western corn rootworm) is the source of this 14444-nucleotide messenger RNA. It is a transcript of the gene lin-28, whose product is annotated as protein lin-28 homolog. The transcript is spliced from 4 exons. NCBI's taxonomy places the organism in Eukaryota, Metazoa, Arthropoda, Insecta, Coleoptera, Chrysomelidae. Gene Ontology annotation, molecular function: nucleic acid binding; zinc ion binding. The coding region runs from base 291 to 911 and encodes 206 amino acids. The record is from RefSeq and is a predicted model, not a curated record.